Papaver somniferum (opium poppy) is the source of this 831-nucleotide messenger RNA. Its product is annotated as taxadiene 5-alpha hydroxylase-like. The transcript has 5 exons. Gene Ontology annotation, molecular function: oxidoreductase activity, acting on paired donors, with incorporation or reduction of molecular oxygen; heme binding; iron ion binding. NCBI's taxonomy places the organism in Eukaryota, Viridiplantae, Streptophyta, Magnoliopsida, Ranunculales, Papaveraceae. Bases 1 to 831 code for a protein of 276 amino acids. Gene Ontology annotation, biological process: sterol metabolic process. The record is from RefSeq and is a predicted model, not a curated record.
AUGGGAGGUCCUACUGUGUUUAUAACUGGUCGUGCCGGUACCGGUUACGAUCGCAGUUAUCAUGGGUAUAAAUCUUUUCGGAGAGCCAUGAUGAGCUUUCUAAAACCUGAUGGCCUUCAAGGGCACAUAAAACGUAUGGACAAAUCUUCCGAGAAUGGUGAUCAAGAAGAACCCAUUACAAUGAAUGAGGUUAUUGAUAAUUUCGUUGCUAUGAUGAUUGCUAGCCAUGAUAGUUCAGCUUCUGUCUUGACUUGGGUCAUUUGGAAAUUGGCUAAAGAUCGCGAGGUCUAUGGUAAUGUUGUCAGAGAGCAAAUGAGCAUUGUGGACACGAGAAAGCAGCGACAACAGCAAGGUGAAGGUGAAGCUGACGAACGACUAACAUGGGGCGAUGUAGCAAAGAUGAAAUACACAUGGAGAGUAGUACAAGAAGUGAUGAGGGUCAUUCCUCCGUUCUUUGGAAGCUUCAGAACGGCAAUUAAAGACACUAGUUAUGAUGGCUAUGACAUUCCAAAGGGAUGGCAGGUAUUUUGGGUGGCAUAUGCAACACACAUGAACGACGACUUAUUCAACGACCCUGCAAAAUUUGAUCCAUCUCGUUUCGACAGCAAGUCAAAUAUUAUUCCUCCUUACUCGUAUUUACCAUUCGGAGCAGGACAUCAUACUUGCAUAGGACUCGAAUUCUCUCGAGUUGAAGCGUUGGUAGUGUUGCAUCAUAUGGUGACCAAAUUCGAAUGGUCACUUGUGAAUCCAGAUGAGAAAAUAACUCGUCUAGCUUUGCCAUAUCCAGAAAUGGGUCUCCCAAUCAACCUCAUACCAAAAAGCAGUUGUUAA